Messenger RNA from Austrofundulus limnaeus, 2848 nucleotides. RefSeq names its product eosinophil peroxidase-like. The coding region runs from base 1 to 2676 and encodes 891 amino acids. Lineage: Eukaryota; Metazoa; Chordata; Actinopteri; Cyprinodontiformes; Rivulidae. The record is from RefSeq and is a predicted model, not a curated record. Gene Ontology annotation, biological process: response to oxidative stress. The transcript has 14 exons. Gene Ontology annotation, molecular function: heme binding; peroxidase activity; protein binding.
AUGAAUCUUUUUCUGAGUCUGUGGGCUGUGGGUCUUACGCUGUGCUUGCGAUGCCAGGUGACAGAAGCCGAUUUGAGCCAGAGUUUUAUUGAAAAGUGUGUGAACGACGCUAAAGCAAACGUAGAUGCAAUCUACACCUACUCCAGACAAGAGAGCAUUGAACGGGUGAAGAGAGACACAGCAUCACCUGCAGACAUCCUGAGGCUCCUGAAGCAGCCCAGAGGAGUGUCCCGUAUGGCUGUGCGAGCAGCUGACUACAUGGACAACACACUUCAUCUGAUCAGGAGGUCUGUGGCAACACGGCACAGACGCUCCGUUAACGACACAGAUCUGAUCUCUGAUUCGGAUCUGGAAGUGAUCUCCAGACUGACAGGCUGUGCUGCACAAGUCAGACAAGUAGCUUGCGACAGUAUCACCGAUGUAAACCUGUAUCGGACUGCAAGUGGCAUCUGCAACAACCUGAGGAACACUCGUUGGGGAGCCUCUAACACCCCAUUUUCCCGUUGGCUGCCUGCUGAGUAUGAAGACGGAAUCUCUCUUCCUAAAGGCUGGACAGAUGGGAAGACAAUUAAUGGUCAUCUUCUUCCUCUGGUAAGAGAAGUGUCCAACCGUAUCCUGGCAACAGCUAACACUGAUGUGCAGAGCGACUCUGAAUACACUUUCCUGGUGACCAUCUUCGCCCAGUUUACAGACCACGACCUGACUUUAACCCCUCAGUCUCCUUCCAUCAAAUCGUUUAAUAAUGGUGUUCACUGUGCAAACACCUGUGCCAACACAGAGCCAUGUUAUCCUAUCAAGUUCCCCAGUAAUGACCCCCGCCCUGACCGUAACGCCCUAUUGGAUAAGUGCAUGCCCUUCUUCCGCUCUUCUCCAGCUUGUGGUUCUGGAAACACAGGCUACCUUUUUGGUGCCAGCACCACCCGCCAACAGAUUAACGUUCUCACAGCCUACCUUGAUGUGGGUGAGGUCUAUGGUUCUGACGACAUCAAAGCGAAACUACUCCGAAACCUCACUUCUGAUGAGGGUUUAUUGAAGGUCAACACAGAGUAUGAUGAUAACGGCCGUGAGCAUCUGCCCUUCACCACCAUGCAGGCCAACAUGUGUGCCACCCGACGCAAAAUAACUAAUGAUCCAAAUGCUAAGGAGGUGCCAUGCUUUUUAGCUGGUGAUGAUCGUGUGGACGAGAACACUGGACUGACUUCUUUACACACACUGAUGAUGCGAGAACACAAUCGUUUGGCCAGAGCACUGGCUAAGCUCAACCCACAUUGGAACGGAGAGAAACUGUACCAGGAAGCACGCAAAAUCAUGGGAGGAUACUUUCAGGUCAUCACUUUCAGAGACUGGCUACGCCACAUUGUUGGCCCACAAGCCAUUGCAGAAAAACUGUCAACCUACCCAGGUUAUGAUGCAAAUGUGGACCCUACCAUUUCCAGCAUUUUUUCCACAGCUGCCUUCCGAUUUGCUCAUGUGAUGGUUCAACCCUUCAUAUUUCGUCUUGAUGAGAAUUAUCAGAAUCAUUCUAGUUACCCUACGGAAGUGAUCCAUAGAACCAUGUUUGCACCAUGGAGGGUCAUCUUUGAGGGGGGAAUUGAUCCACUUUUGAGAGGCUUAGUGGGUAGCAAGGCUAAACUGAACAACCAGGAUCGUAUUUUGUCUGAUGAGCUGAGGGACAGGCUGUUUAAGUUCACACAGAGGUUGGCACUGGAUCUGGGAUCAUUGAACAUGCAGAGAGGCAGAGACCAUGCACUUCCUGGCUACAACAAAUGGCGUGGGUUCUGUGGACUGUCUCAGCCAAAGAAUGAGAACGAGUUGGCUAAAGUGCUGAACAACACCAGUUUGGCCAAGAAAUUGCUGGCUCUAUAUGGCACACCUGAAAACAUUGAUCCAUGGCUGGGAGGAGUAGCUGAGCCAUUUGUCCCUGGAGGAAGAGUGGGGCCCUUGUUUGCUUGCCUUAUUGCCACCCAGUUCCAAAAGAUCCGCAAAGCAGACCGCUUCUGGUGGGAGAAAGAUGGAGUCUUCACUGAUGCUCAGAAGGAGUCACUGAGGAAAACAUCAUUGGCUCGCAUCAUCUGUGACAACACUGGCAUCACUGAGGUUCCUGAGAAACCCUUCCUCUACCGACCUCGUGGUUCUGGUUACACCCAGUGUAAAGAUAUCCCUGCAUUUGACCUCAGUCCAUGGCAGGAGAAUGGAAAUUGUAAAGAAGGGCCCCCAGGACCACAAGGUCCCCCAGGACCACAAGGACCACAAGGAAAACAAGGCCCCCCAGGCCCUCCAGGCCCCCCUGGUGUGGCAGAGAAAGUAGCCUUCUCUGUACAUCUGGGCAAUGACUACCCCAAGGUUGGUGGUCCCAUCAUUUUCCAUGAUGUCAUCUACAAUGGACAGAACAGCUACAACACCAACACCGGCUACUUCACCUGCGAGCACCCAGGGGUGUAUGAGUUUGAGUUCCACUGCACAAUUUACAAGUACUCAGCCAGCAUCGAUCUGAUGCGUAACAAGGAUUUGAUUCUGCACUCAUACACCACCCGCCAGAGUGGAUACAUCACAGCCAGCGGCAGCACCUACAUCAAACUUGAGAAGGGAGACAAGGUCUGGCUGGUGGCUAACAAAGAUGGAAACGGACUGACCAAGGACAGCUACUUCUCUGGUCAUCUGCUGUUCACUGAGUAGGAGGGCUGUAAGUGCCACUAGGAAUUUUUUAACCACAUUUUGAACUAAAGUAGAAGUAAAACAUUAAACUACAGUCAUUAAAUGCACUUUAUGAAUUGUAUCAUUGUGAAAAUUGCUAACAAAACUGUUUUUGGUUGGCUGUUAUUAAUUGUUUUUAUUGAAGGAAUUUACA